Messenger RNA from Salarias fasciatus (jewelled blenny), 2103 nucleotides. It is a transcript of the gene aldh6a1, whose product is annotated as aldehyde dehydrogenase 6 family, member A1. Gene Ontology annotation, biological process: thymine catabolic process; L-valine catabolic process. The record is from RefSeq and is a predicted model, not a curated record. Gene Ontology annotation, cellular component: mitochondrion. The transcript has 12 exons. Gene Ontology annotation, molecular function: methylmalonate-semialdehyde dehydrogenase (acylating, NAD+) activity. NCBI's taxonomy places the organism in Eukaryota, Metazoa, Chordata, Actinopteri, Blenniiformes, Blenniidae. Bases 87 to 1667 code for a protein of 526 amino acids.
GUCGGAGCGGGAGCCGUCCCGGCCGCCGUCCUACCUGCAGAGCUGGUCAAAUCAGGUCAUCCCAGCAAACAGCACACAACUCCAGCAUGGCCUCAACUGCGUUAAAAUCAGUGCUGCGGACGAAGGUCCCAUUUAAAGUUGGCCGUAUGUGCUACUCCUCCUCUUCAGUGCCCACUACAAAACUCUUCAUUGAUGGCAAAUUUGUUGACUCAAAGUCUUCAGAAUGGCUGGAUAUUCACAAUCCUGCCACCAACGAGGUGAUUGCUCGUGUGCCCAAAGCCACUCAGGAGGAGAUGCAGGCUGCUGUGGACUCGUGCUCCAGAGCCUUUCACUCCUGGUCUGAGACCUCCAUCUUGACUCGGCAGCAGGUGUUUCUGCGCUAUCAGCAGCUUAUCAAGGACAAUAUUAAAGAACUGGCGAAGUCGAUCACACUGGAACAGGGCAAGACCCUCGCAGAUGCAGAGGGAGAUGUGUUCAGGGGAUUACAGGUGGUGGAGCACACCUGCAGCAUCACGUCUCUGAUGCUGGGUGAGACGCUGCCCUCCAUCACCAAAGACAUGGACACGUACACCUACCGCCUGCCCAUCGGGGUGUGCGCCGGCAUCGCCCCCUUCAACUUCCCCGCCAUGAUCCCCCUGUGGAUGUUCCCCAUGGGCAUGGUGUGUGGGAACACGUACCUGCUGAAGCCGUCGGAGCGCGUGCCGGGCUGCACCAUGCUGCUGGCCAAGAUGCUGCAGGACGCCGGCGCGCCGGACGGGACGCUCAACAUCAUCCACGGACAGCACGACGCUGUGAAUUUCAUCUGUGACAAUCCAGCUAUCAAGGCAAUCAGCUUUGUUGGCUCCAACCAAGCAGGAGAGUACAUCUAUGAGCGGGGGUCUAAAAACGGCAAGAGAGUCCAGUCCAACAUGGGAGCCAAGAACCAUGGUGUGGUGAUGCCCGACGCCAACAAGGAGAACACUCUGAACCAGCUGGUGGGAGCAGCGUUCGGGGCGGCGGGGCAGCGCUGCAUGGCUCUGUCCACCGCCAUUUUGGUGGGCGAGGCGCGGAGCUGGCUGCCGGAGCUGGUGCAGCGGGCCAAGGCUCUGCGCGUGAAUGCAGGAGACCAGCCCGGAGCCGACGUGGGGCCUCUGAUCUCCCCGCAGGCCAGAGACCGAGUCUGCAGCCUGAUCCAGAGCGGCGUGGACGAGGGCGCCACGGUGCUCCUGGACGGCCGCGACGUGAAGGUCAAGGGUUACGAGAACGGCAACUUCGUGGGGCCGACCAUCAUCGGCAACGUCACGCCCAACAUGAAGUGCUACACCGAGGAGAUCUUCGGGCCCGUGCUGGUCGUCCUGGAGGCCGACACCCUGGAUGAUGCCAUAAGCUUGGUCAACAGAAACCCCUAUGGCAACGGGACAGCGAUCUUCACCACAAAUGGUGCCACUGCACGCAAAUACACUCACGAGGUGGACGUGGGCCAGGUCGGAGUCAAUGUUCCCAUUCCUGUGCCGCUGCCAAUGUUUUCCUUCACUGGUUCAAGGGGAUCCUUCAGAGGGGACAUGAACUUCUACGGAAAACAAGGCAUUCAGUUUUACACACAAAUCAAAACUGUAACCUCACAGUGGAAAGCCGAGGACGCCACUUUAAAAAGCCCAGCAGUCACCAUGCCGACAAUGGGACGUUAAAAUACUCCGUCCAGAUGCAGCUCGUCCUUCUGAAUAAGCAGAAAAUGUCCGUCCACACGUGUGCCUCCUUCAUAAAUACAGCUUCUAAGCUCUGUACAUCUUUUUGAACACUCUAUAUUAAAGGUGUAUCUAUGUCCACACGAAACCCAGGUAACAUUGUCAAUGCAAUAUUUCAAAUAACCACUGAAAGUGCUUUUAUAGCGGUUAUGUUUUGGAAACGUCCAGAUGAGACGGUGUUAUUGGAUCAAUGUGAAUCAAGCACUAAAAAUCUUUGGUAGUUUGUGUGAUUUGUGAAGAAACCAGAAUGAGAGUUGUUUUCCUGAAUAUAUUGCAGUGUGUACUGGAUAUAAAUUAAAGUAAGGAUCAACCUGAUUUCCACUUUUAAAUUUAUUGCCUGUGCAUCCCAGCAGCUAUUGCCAACAUAGUAUUUUUAUUU